Molecule: messenger RNA, 501 nt
Organism: Penicillium robsamsonii
Lineage: Eukaryota; Fungi; Ascomycota; Eurotiomycetes; Eurotiales; Aspergillaceae
Exons: 2
Coding region: 1-501 (166 amino acids)
Source: RefSeq, a predicted model, not a curated record
AUGUCUUGGUUCUCGGGGGUUCUAGGCGGGCAUGAUCUGAUUUGGAGAACUCUAAUCACCAAUCCAAGCCACGCCGCUUUUGUUUCCUUAGCCUCCAACACCUCCCAAAUCCACCUUGCCCGCUCGCUUGCCAUGUCUACCACUGAAGUUCCUCUCGUGCCACCAUAUCAUUUUGGGAAGUCCAUCGUUCCCCCAGACUGGACGACAUGUCCUGGGAGCCCUAGCUUUGAAUACGAGUGGGAUGGCGUCGAUUCAGCGGGUCAAAAGAUUGCUCGAGGCUAUGGUCUUACUCCGGGUCGACCAAUAUUAGACAAUAACGAUGCCUCCACAAUAAUUUUUCAAUCUGGUGAUAAACUCUACAUCUGGGAUGUGCUUUAUCAUGAUGUGUAUGAAAUAGCAUCUCAGGACAUCAAUGAAGUCGCUCGUGUUCUGUCGCAGGAAGGAGGCUACAAAAAGCUACAUAAACGGCUUCUUGAUCCAGUUGAAGAUAUUGCUGUCUGA